Messenger RNA from Physella acuta, 1503 nucleotides. Its product is annotated as galectin-4-like. Gene Ontology annotation, molecular function: galactoside binding; carbohydrate binding. Lineage: Eukaryota; Metazoa; Mollusca; Gastropoda; Physidae. The record is from RefSeq and is a predicted model, not a curated record.
AUGGGAAACAAUAUCGCUCUGCCGUAUUCAGGUCACAUUCCAGGUGGAGUACAGGUGGGCAGUGAGGUUGUCAUUACAGGGAAAACUGCGCCAAACUUUGAGAGAUUCAGCAUCAACCUGUGCACCGGAGCUAACCUAGACCAGGAUUGUGCUCUCCACUUCAACCCCAGAUUUAGUGAUGGGAAGGUGGUCAGGAAUCACAAGCAGGCUGGGAACUGGGGUGGGGAGGAAACGAAUGGAGGGAUGCCAUUCAAGAGAGAUCACAGUUUUGAAAUCUACAUCAAAGCCACUCAACAGGGGUAUGAGGUAAAAGUGAACCACGACCAUUUUUGUAACUUCAAUCAUAGAAUUCCCAAAGAGAGUGUCCAGUUUCUCCAUAUUGCAGGGGACUGUAUAAUCACAUCAAUCCAACCACUGGGAGGACAAUCUUAUUCUAUGGGCCAAAACUUUCCACAAGCUCAAGGACAAUUCUUAUUUACACAGUAUGCGGCUCCAGCUGCUCCCAUACACAAUCCUCCUGUGCCAUUUUCAACUUCCAUCCCAGGGGGACUGUACCCUGGAAAGAUGAUUUUUAUCACAGGAGUUCCUUCCCCUAAUGCAAACAAGUUCACCAUCAACCUGAUCUGUGGCCCAAGUGAUGCAUCUGACAUCUCUCUUCACUUUGACGUUAGAUUUAAUUUUAAUGGUGAGAGGAACCUUGUGGUCAGAAAUCACAAGCAGAAUGGAUCAUGGGGACAAGAGGAAAGACAACAGAGUCACUUCCCCUUCAUACCUGGUACAAGCUUUGAGCUGGUAAUCCUGACUGAGCCAAAUUGUUUUAAGGUGGCAGUGAACAACCAACAUUUCAUAGAGUUUGCUCACAGAGUCCAACCAUUUCAACGAACAGACCAUGUGACCGUCAAUGGUGAUAUCAGCCUCAGCCAAGUUCGCUUCCAAUAAAUUUAAUUCAGUUUUUAAAUGGUGGUAGUAGAGAAAUACAUAAUUUAUUUUUCCAGCUAGUUACUUGAUAGUUAGAUUUAUAUAAACUUAUGUUGAAACAAUAAUUAGAUGAUGUUCUUAACUAGCUUAAAAUUUAGGCCAUUAUUUAGGCAUCGAUUUUGAAAAAGAAUUAAGAUUACUAAUAAUAAAACUUAAUCACUACAUAAUAAUUUGAAAGAGUUAAAUAUUAAAUAAACAAUAUGCUUGUUUAAAAUAAUUUUAAAACACAAUUGUAUCAAGUACUAUGACUAGGAUGUUUUGAAUAUUGUUUUAUUCUAUGACCAACAAACUUAAAUAACAAAUUAAGAUCCAAACAUAUGUCUGGCAAGUUGGCCCAUGUAGGUAUUGACCAGUGGAUAGAUCCAGUAGGAUGUGAGCAAUAGAUUUGUCUGUAGUGUCAUAUGCAACCAAUCGGAUGAGACUCGUGAAAUAUUCUUUUACUUUACUCCUAUGUUUUAGAAUUCAUUGAUUAUAAUUGCUUUUGUAAAUCAAGGAAUUAUAUUUUUGGUAUGGGUCUAAUGAAUA